This is a messenger RNA of Homalodisca vitripennis (glassy-winged sharpshooter), 516 nucleotides long. RefSeq lists its product as uncharacterized. The record is from RefSeq and is a predicted model, not a curated record. Lineage: Eukaryota; Metazoa; Arthropoda; Insecta; Hemiptera; Cicadellidae. The transcript has 2 exons. The coding region runs from base 1 to 516 and encodes 171 amino acids.
AUGCUGAAGAAGAUGAUGAAAAUAUCUGUGCAGACACUCAACUGGAAGACCCAUUGCAACUCACACCAAAAUAUCGAGAUUGAUGUUAUUCCUGAGACUCAAAGAGAAGACACCUACGCUGUACUAAAUGACGUCGGAAAAGCCAUCGGAGUCGAGUUGAAGAAAGAAAAGGUAGUCGCCGCUCACCGCGUUCCGACCUUCAGCAAGAAGAGGACGCCCCCAAUCGUCGUGAGAUUUACUUCCUACGACGAAAAGGAUGAGUGGAUCAAUGGGUUCCAGAGAGUAAGACCUCUGAUGGCUGACAAGAUCAACCCCAACUUGAACUCGUCAACCAGAGUAUUUGUCAACGAGCACCUCUCGCCGGAGAACAAACAACUGCUGUCGAAAACCAAGGAAGCUGCCAGAGAGAAGAACUACAAGUACGUGUGGAACAGAGACGGAAGGAUCUUCGUACGGAGAAGUGAAGGGGAGAAGUGUAAGAGAAUAGACUUAAGUUCUGACUUAGAAAAGCUGUGA